Messenger RNA from Wallemia mellicola CBS 633.66, 1063 nucleotides. RefSeq lists its product as hypothetical. The transcript has 2 exons. The coding region runs from base 1 to 984 and encodes 327 amino acids. The record is from RefSeq and is a predicted model, not a curated record. Lineage: Eukaryota; Fungi; Basidiomycota; Wallemiomycetes; Wallemiales; Wallemiaceae.
AUGGUUCGCAGUGAUACAAAUGCGCCAGGGAGAUUACGGCAAUUAGCCAGGAGAUCUACGCUUAACUUUGAUGACACAUUGUCCGGUUUGCCCUCUGCUCCAUUGGGGCCAGGAUGGCGAUCAGCAGCGGCUGAUUUACUGGCGACCGGUGAAGCAGCCGUACAGAGAAGGCGCUCUAUUAGGCAUCUACGUAGAUCUGCUACAGUUGAUAAUCCACCCAGUGAACAGCAUAGUGAACAGGACUUGGAAAAGCUACCGUUGCACGUACACGAUAACAACGAAGGCGUUUUUGUAGAUGGAGAAGGUCCUAUGUUCCCAGAUAUACGAAUACGCUUCCAUGUGGAUCCACCAAAUUCUAUCAUUAUGACCCUUAAUAAUAGUCUAUACGAUGAUCAGAAAUCACCGGAUAGCUUUUUGCUAACGAGGCUGGAGCUAGUAGUACCAUAUAAGUCUGAUGGCUUAGUAUUUGCCAGUCUCGAUAAAAUUACCGUAGAGGAUUUGUCUGUAUAUGAUAGCCAAUGUUUGCCGGUGCUGGAACGAUAUAGCUCACAGCUUAAACAACCAUUGGGUCCAGGAAUAGAUAGGAAAAUAUACCCCGACCCAAUACCAUCAACUUCAUCUUUCGCACCUAUACAUUACCAUUCAAGCCAAAGUCAAACACUAACAAGACGGUUAGAAGACCCAGUGACUUCUCCGCGACCACAUAAGAAAGCGAAAAAGAACACACCAGAGUCUCCGCCACCAUUGCUACCAUUCCCAACUACUGUGACGCCUUGUGCGUACUUUAAUAGCUAUACAGAGUCAAUUGAAUCUGUGCCAUUCGCACCUCCUCAAAGACUCACUAUAGAUUUACAACCAGGACGAGCAACUAGAUAUUUAGCUAUUAGAUUCUUGAACUCUCAUGGAUCUAGAUUUGAUGCCAGUCGAGUAAAAGCUUUUGGAUAUAGAGCGAGUAAGGUAUACAACAGUAGCGAAUAUCACUAGAUUAGUUUUCAGUUAUUGUAACAGUAGCAAGUUUCAUCGAGAUUGUAUAUCGAUAUGUACAUUAUUAUUACAUCAGUUU